AAGCCGCGGGGUUUGGUUGUGCACUAGCUGCAGUUUCAGUUUGUUUUAUUCACCAUUUUGAGUAGCUGAGGGUAAAAAAUAAGAAUAUUUGUGUUUGGAGAACAAGUCGCUGCCGCACGGGUUUUUUGGUCACGCGCUCGCCUGGACGCGGAGUUGUGCGUCAGCCUCGCUUCCUCUUGGUGGUUCGCAGAGCGGGAAUCUUAUUUUCUCCUCCUGGGCUUUUUCUUCCCCCCUUUUCUCACAUCCCUAACCUCUUCAGUAUUCCUACAAAAUGUCAAGACCAGUGAGGAACAGGAAAGUGGUGAACUAUUCACAAUUCAACGAGUCCGACGAUGCAGAUGAGGAGUAUGGUGACAACAAGCCAAAGAAGGUGCGUCCAGCCCCUCGAGAGCCAAAGCACAAGCGCUCAAAGAACUCGCAGGAUGAAAGCGAGGACUCUGAUGACAAGUUGUCCAAGCCCAAGAAUGACUCAGCAGACGACUUUGGCAGUGACGAAGACGACAACGACUUCGGCGAGGAAGAGGAUGAGGAUGGAGGCAGCGACUAUGAAGAAGAACGGGGGAAAAAGGGAAAGAAAGCGAAGGUGGAAAAACCCACCAAGAGAGGCCCAAAGAGGAAACGGGCUGCAGAUGACAGCGACGAUGACAGGGAGGUGAGUCGGAAGCGCACGGUGCGCCAGGCGGCCUCCAAGGCUGUGUCCAAACAGAGGGAGAUGCUGCUGGGAGACGGAGGCAGCGAGGACGAGGAGCAUGAAGACCAGGAGGAGACCUAUCUGGACCCUGACGAGUCCGGCAGCGAUGAGGACUUCACGGUGGAAGACGACGACGACAGCGACUACGGACGCUCCAAGAAGAGAAGCAAGAAAGUGAUUCGACGGGGACGGACGGACAAGAAAGAGAAGAAGAGUCCUAAACCCCGACUAAAGGCCACAGUGACCCCGAGUCCUAUGAAAGGAAAGGGGAAGGGCCGUCCCAGCACCAAGACCCUGGAGAAGAGCUCGCCCAAAGAGGAGGAAGAGGAGGAACCUGAGAGCCCCCUGGAGGAGGAAGAGGACGAGGCAGAGAAGAAGGAGACCUCCCCUGCCACCAAGACAACGAAGGAGGCCACAGGAGGAGAGGAGGAGGAGGAAGAUGAAGAAGAGGAGGACGGCUCGGAAGAGGAGGCUCCUUCUGGAGAAGACUAGAAGAUGGUCCAUCCCUACAUCUCUGUCUCUGCUCAGUGUUUUAUUUUCUCUGCAUUUAGAGUUUCAUGUGUUUUCUUUCCCUCCGACUGCCUGGCUCAACGGCUUGAAGCUUCUUUACCUCUCAUUCGUCCCGUUUUCAGCUUCUCAGCAUCCGUCCCACGCCAGCUUCUCACCACCAUCUUAACUCGCCGCCGCCACUUGUCCGUGACCCACGGACGUCAGCAUGCCCCCCCCCCCCCCACUUCGUUAUUAUGAAAGGUUUCCGCCUGCAGCCGCCACUUCGUAGACAACUUUAACGCCACAUCACACCUCUAGAAAUUUCGUUAAUCGGCUGCCUCGGUGAAAUGGUUUUCUCUUGUUUCCAUGGCGAAGCGCCAGCUUCCUGCACGGCUGCAGCAUCUCCACAUCAACCCGUUGUUCCAGGCAAGUCUUCCUCCUUUCAACGCAAGAGGAGAUGUUUUUUUUUCUUUUUGUUUUGUUUUUCUUGUUUUGAGAGUUUAAAAAAUGAAUGUUUUUCUCCUGUUGGAUCAUUGUUCUAAUUCUCUAUUCAGAUUUUUUUGUAAUGUUUGUUUUUUAAGAAAAAGAAAUAAAAUGUAUCUUGAUUUUAAAGAAACAGAGUUGAUCCAGAGUUAUCCCGUCUGUUCUGGGUGGUUGUUGGAGAUUCCACCCACCCCCCCCCACCCCGCUUUCACAUUUGUUUGGACACUUGGUUUGGCCACGAUAGUCCUCCCCCGUGGAUGUUUUCUUGUUUCCACAGGACUGAGGCUGCGGCUCAAGAGGCUGGAGAAUGUAACUUCACCUUUAAUUUGCUUCCAGCAGGGAGUUAGGCUGAAAACUCAUCUGAAUCUGUCCCAUCUGCAGACCAGUCAAAGCCAUAAGCGACAAGUCGGGACUGGGACGCGUGUUUGAGCUGCUGUUUGAUUAGAUCCUGGGAGGGGGGAGAGUCGUCCCCAUACCUGGACUGGGUCGAGCUAGGCGCGAACCGAGAAGCACAUGGGAUUGUUUCAGAAUCUGAUCAGAUCUAAGCGAAACUAGAAAACACCUGUGAGGUUCCUCGUUCUGAUUUUCUGCUUUUAUCCGUGUUCUGUUUUUAAUCUGUUCUGGCCAUGUCGAUGUACGCCACGCUGUGAUUUCCACGCAGACCAAGUGGAGACGCUGUCGUCAGUGAAAAGAGGAACGCUGAACUCUUCAAUCUUUUUGCAUGUUGUGGAAAAAGUGCGAAGCGAUCAUGAUGGUAAUGUGGUCUUAAGGAAAAAAAAAUGAACAUUGAUGUUGAUAAUGUUUUGGUUUCACAGCUUCUAAUAAAGGCAAACUACUUUUUAUACA
Messenger RNA from Melanotaenia boesemani (Boeseman's rainbowfish), 2509 nucleotides. RefSeq names its product nuclear casein kinase and cyclin-dependent kinase substrate 1a (gene nucks1a). The transcript is spliced from 8 exons. NCBI's taxonomy places the organism in Eukaryota, Metazoa, Chordata, Actinopteri, Atheriniformes, Melanotaeniidae. Bases 272 to 1183 code for a protein of 303 amino acids. The record is from RefSeq and is a predicted model, not a curated record. Gene Ontology annotation, biological process: interstrand cross-link repair; double-strand break repair via homologous recombination. Gene Ontology annotation, cellular component: cytoplasm. Gene Ontology annotation, molecular function: single-stranded DNA binding; double-stranded DNA binding.